Molecule: messenger RNA, 1701 nt
Organism: Conger conger (European conger)
Lineage: Eukaryota; Metazoa; Chordata; Actinopteri; Anguilliformes; Congridae
Gene: kcns3a
Product: potassium voltage-gated channel, delayed-rectifier, subfamily S, member 3a
Exons: 3
Coding region: 1-1701 (566 amino acids)
Biological process (GO): protein homooligomerization; potassium ion transmembrane transport
Cellular component (GO): membrane; voltage-gated potassium channel complex
Molecular function (GO): protein binding; voltage-gated potassium channel activity
Source: RefSeq, a predicted model, not a curated record
AUGGUGUACGGGGAGAUCCUCCACAGCCGGGCGGCGGAGGGCGGGGGCUUCCUCAACCUGAACGUGGGGGGGUUCAAGCAGAAGGUGGAGCACAGCACCUUGCUCCGCUUCCCGCAGACGCGCCUGGGCCGCCUGCUGGGCUGCCGGUCGGAGGAGGCCAUCCUGGAGCUGUGCGACGACUACAGCGUGGCGGAGCAGGAGUACUACUUCGACCGCAACCCGCGCUUCUUCCGCUACGUCCUCAACUUCUACCACACGGGCCGCAUCCACCUGAUGGAGGAGCUGUGCAUCAUCUCCUUCAGCCAGGAGAUCGAGUACUGGGGCAUCCGGGAGAUGUACCUGGACUCGUGCUGCAGCAACAAGUUCCAGGAGCAGCGGGAGUUCGCCGAGGACCGCGACUGGGACCGGCGGAGCGACGAGCAGCAGCCGCCCAGCUUCGACUCCUCCAUCGAGGAGCUCUCGGCCCUGGACAAGGACAUGGAGAAGUUCGAGGGCACGUGGUGCGCGGAGGCGCGGAAGAGCGUCUGGCUGCGGAUGGAGAACCCCGGGUACUCGCUGUCGGCCAAGCUGCUGGCGGUGGCGUCGCUGGCGGUGGUGCUGACCUCCAUCGUGGCCAUGUGCGUGCACAGCAUGCCCGAGUUCCAGCGCGUGGACGCCAACGAGAAGGAGGUGGAGGACCCCGUGCUGGCCGUCUUCGAGACCAUCUGCGUGGCGUGCUUCUCCGCCGAGUUCGCCAUCCGCCUCACCGUCACGCCCUGCGUGCGCAAGUUCCUGUCCAACCCGCUCAACGUCAUCGACUUCGUGUCCAUCGUGCCCUUCUACGCCACGCUGGCCUUCGAGACCAUGGACGAGGAGAACGAGGACCUGGAGAACGUGGGGAAGGUGGUGCAGAUCCUGCGGCUCAUGCGCAUCUUCCGCAUCCUGAAGCUGGCCCGGCACUCGGUGGGCCUGCGCUCCCUGGGCGCCACGCUCCGGCACAGCUACCACGAGGUGGGCCUGCUCGUCCUCUUCCUCUCCGUGGGCAUCUCCAUCUUCUCCGUGCUCAUCUACUUCGUGGAGAAGGAGGAGGAGGAGUCCGAGCUGCAGACCAUCCCCGUGGGCUGGUGGUGGGCGACCAUCAGCAUGACCACGGUGGGGUACGGGGACACGUACCCCGUCACGCUGGCGGGCAAGCUCAUCGGGACCCUGUGCAUCAUCUGCGGCCUCCUGGUGGUGGCCCUGCCCAUCACCAUCAUCUUCAACAAGUUCUCCAAGUACUACCAGCGGCACAAGGCCAUGGACGCGGACCAGUGCAACAACGACAUGGACGGGCAGGACCCCGAGCUGCCGUACUUCAACGUGCGCGACCUGUACGCGCACCAGAUGCACUCCUUCAUCGCCAGCCUGUCGACGGGGAGCAGCCGCGACAGCGCCGGCGGGGACGACGACACGGACGCCUCCAGCAUCCGGGACGCGGAGGCCGCGGACGACGGACGCGCGCCCGGGCCGCUGGGCGGGAGGCAGGGCGGGGGCCGGCGGUCGCCGGAACCGCGGUCCUCCAGGGCUGGGAACUGCGGCUUUUCUGGGCCGAGGCGGGAGUCGGAUCCGCGGCGGCGCUUCGUAACGCUUAACUCCGCUCUCCGGCAGAUCGUUAGUGUGACAUUAGUUCUGGGCGAGGGGCCGCGGCGGGACGGUUGUUUGCCGUCCGGUUCGGCCGAGUGA